AUGAAUUCAGGAGGCGUAGUUGCAUCGUUGGUGAUUUUGCUGGUAGCAAAUGACAACGAGUUGCUCGAUUGUGUCUGUAAACAAAUCAAAUUCGCCGGAGAACAAGCGGGUAGAGUCUCAGUCAGCCCUGGUUUGUCAGAGGUCUGGAGUACGUACUGCAUACAUCGCGAUGAUUACCAGCUGUACGAAACGUGCGACAACCUCGACCAGUCGUCCCCCACGUUGCCAGCUGUCGGACGCCUGGUACCGACCACCUGGGACAUGAAACCUUUCCGGCACGCAGACGAGCUGAAGUGCGGCUUCGUCACAGAGAAGAUCCGUGGCCUGACGGUGGACGCUGCCGUGCAACUCUCCAGGGAGCUGAGUUGCCACAUCGCUGCCAACUGCAUCAACUCCUACUCUGUACAGGGAUCGAACGACACACAAUGGAACCUGACGACGCUGGAAACGUACACUCUGUGGGAUCCUAUCAUCUGGGAGUCACUGGAGGCCGUUCAGCGCAUCACAGGGGCGACGACUGCCAGGGAUAUGUGUUAUCUCCGACAUCCAGUCAACUUGCCCGAGCUGUCUUCCAAGCAACCUGGUAUGCUGACGCUGACCAAGAAAUCAAAACUGGCACCCAUCGGCAGCCGCCGAGUAACGGCACCGCACGACGUCAAAGAAUUCCAGGCGGUCGUCCUGGAAGAGCUCUCCAACUACUGGAGAGACAAUGCACAGCUGCUGUCAUUUGGCGUGACGCACGUCUCGCGACUGCUCAUUCCCCUCGCAUUCAAAUACCUGAGUAAAAACGUCAGUCAUGAGCAGCUCGAUCGAUGGAUUGAGGACAUGAAACAUGUGAGAGACAUGCUGCACACGAAAUUAAGGGGUUGGGAACGUGAUGUUCAGUACAUCAGAAAGCAGAUAGCGAACUAUACGCUGGAAGAAGACAAGGAGACGCCUGGAAGUUACAUACUUAGGCGGCCGGUGCUGAAUGACCGCCUGCUGGACUACCAGGAGUGGUACCUCUCCUUUCGCGACGACUUCAGCGCGCAGUGCGAGCAGCAGCAGCCAAAGGCAUCAGAGAUGUUCGGUCUCGCUGACGCGGUGUACUCCUUCUAUCGGAUCAACUGGCUGAGAACUAAAUACAGCCCAUCUGUUAGAGACAUCAUAGACGAGAAGUGGCAGCUGGAGGACAAAAGCAGCGCCGUGCUCAACGUGGACACUGACUGCCUGCAGCUGCUGGCUGACGUCCUGGAGCACCCCACGUGUCCGCUGGAAGACCUGCCACCGGAGACCGUCCAGCAGCGCCUACAGUGCCGCGAGCGGCUGUGGGCCGACGUGGUGCAGAGGUCGGCCCACAUACCCGUCACCAGCUACCUGGCCUACACGCAGAGGGCCAACGUCAACCUCUGCCUGCUGGCCUGGAUGGCUGUCAACUCGUUCGGCGUUUGUCAGGACGUCCCAUUCAGUAUCGUGCAGUCCGUGCACGACGCUCGCUGCUACUUCGACAGUCCCGACGACCAGUCGUGUCUGGAAUCGAACACCACAGACGCCAUCUGCUCUGUCUUCAGAGCUGUCCUGUUGCUGAAGUGCCGCGAGUUUUCCUUCCAUAAAUCUCCCGAGCUGUGUGCCGUCAGAUAUUACGGAGCUGGGCUGUACCCGAGUGGCUUCGAAGUAACGUGGACAGAUCCUCUCAGAGGUUAUGUAAAGCCAACAGAAAGGACACUGAGUUACAAAGAGAGUUUAUACAGUGUCACCUUGAAAUACAAGAAUUUUAAAAUCGACAGGUUGAAAUCGUUAGAAAUAUCGUUUGUAGUGUUAAAUAUUCUUUUCCGCUUUUUGACUGCCGGACUAUACAUGCACCUUCCCCAUUUACGCAAUCUGCCUGGAAAGAUAUUCUUGUCCUUUCAGAUCACGGGUAUAGUCCAGAUCCUGUGUUCUGAGGUCGUUUAUCGGAUGGCAGGCGUCCCCGACUUAUCUGUAAUGGUACUGAUCGAUAGCGCCCUCACAUUUCUCAGCUGUAUCUGGCUAAACUUAUUCUGCUACCACAUGUACGCGUGUGUUCGUCAUCUGAGGCUUCCUAACGAGCUAGCACCUACUGAAGCGAGCCAGAUAUUCCGUCGCCAGGUGUUGUAUGCACUAAUACCCUGGAGUAUAGUAUGCGCAACGUGUGUCGCUUUGGAAAGAGCGGCCAGGUAUUAUCUGAUCUAUAGUCGGAUAAUAUUCCUUGGGGCGAUUUCACUAUCGAUAUCUUUUAACUUGGUUUGUCUCGGACUGGUGGGAACCAUGUACCUACGAACUCGGAACUCAAUGCAGCAACUCAAAAUUUAUAGGAAGGGUAAAUUUGCCUCAAAGAAAGAACUUGUUUUUAUGUCAGUUAAAACUGUAAUCUUAAGUGGGAUUGGGAUUAUUAUUAGAAUUGGGUUUCACCAGGUGCAGGGCGUGGCACAGCUUGUGUACUGCGUACAUAUAGCUACAAUGGUGCAGGGGCCACUGCUGUAUGUCUUUUUCAUUUGUAACGGAACGACGCUCCCCAUACUCAAGAAGAGGAUACUGGCGUGUUUCAACCCAGACAUCACCAUUCCGGAGCAAGAGCUGUGCUCAGCAGCUGAGAGAAAUCUAGCGAGGAGGAAGAAAGAACAGGCUGUCGUUGCAGAAUCCUCGUUGUAACGUCUGUAACCAUUCUUCUCAAAGGAUUGUCUUUCACUGUAGACUGUUCUAAACUAUGUAAUUAAUUAUAAAGACAGAAUCUAGCAGGCGAGACAAAAUUAACUGCGACAGAUUUCACAAAACAGUGCCUCAGAUUUAUAAUUCAUUCUUUAUUUAGCAUGAUUUACUUACUUGUACAUGGUAGCAUAAAAGAGUGCAAUAGUUUUAGUUGUUCAGCGUAAUCUGAAGUGAACACAAAGAUGUUAAAGGAGAGUUUUACAUAGGACUAACGUGCUUUUGUGAUGAUGACUUGUUGAGCUAGAGGUACAUUUAAGUAUAAUAGAGGACAUUAAAAAGUAACGUGUAUGCAGUGUUGUGGUCUUAAACAAGGAACAAAAUUAUUUAAAAAAAUUUUGUACAGGCAGUAUCGUGAUAGGAAAGACAUGUGCCAGAUGUCAAACUAAAAGUACACUCGUCUUUCCACAAGUAUAAUAGUAUACUAUGUACUG
Schistocerca piceifrons (Central American locust) is the source of this 3137-nucleotide messenger RNA. RefSeq lists its product as uncharacterized. Bases 1 to 2649 code for a protein of 882 amino acids. Lineage: Eukaryota; Metazoa; Arthropoda; Insecta; Orthoptera; Acrididae. The transcript is spliced from 8 exons. The record is from RefSeq and is a predicted model, not a curated record.